GUCGUUGCUGAAGCCAUGUAAGUGUCAUACUCUCGAAGCUUCAGAUUAAAAAUGUUGUGUCCUAACCAGGUGUUAUAGUGGUUGUUUUAAAUAAGUAGGCCUGUGUUUGUGACCUAGAUGUGAAAGCUCUCAUUAAAUAAAGAUUACACAACGACCAGAACAUAAUUGACAGGAGUUUUAGUGCAGGUACAUCCACCAGGAGAAUGUGUGACGAGCUCCAUCUUGUAACAGAGCAGGAAAUCCCACAGCUGCUAGCCUGGCUUGAGCAAGAUCUACCUCAGUCUUACGCGCUUUACGGUGUUGUCAAAGAAAAUACCAGAUUAAACUGGCCAGGAUAUCAGUUCUACACCAUCGGAUGGCCAAACAUACAAGCAGCGGCCACUGGCAAUACUGACCUCAACUGUGGGUGUUAUGACUACUUUAAAACAACAGCCCAACUUUUUCUGUACGCCCGUGACGCUAAAUCAGCGCAGGUUUUGUUGACAUCUCCAGGAAUUGUUGACUGGAACAAACCGGCCAUUUUUCGAUUCCCAGAUACACUAACGUUAGGAAUCCGUGAAAUGUUCCAGUCAAGAUUUUCAUGUGAGCCACAAGAGUUGACGUUGUACACAAUGAUGGCACAAAGGGAUGACGUCAUUACAAGUAGCCAAAUACCAGACGAGUUGAUUAUCUCCCCUCUGGAACCAAAACGAGACGCUGCCAUUAUGAACUCGACCUGGCCAUAUAAAAACGAGCACUCGGAGAAAUAUUUAGAACAACUUAUUCUUCGCUUCCCUUCUUGUGGGGUGUUUGAUAGGUCUGGCCAAUGUCUAGGUCACGUGGUCGGCACAGACAAAGGAACCGUUGGAGUUCUUUACGUGGUUCCAGAAAUGAGACGUCACGGCCUGGGUCAGAUGCUGCUACGUGAGCUAUGUAAGGCUUACUUCGACCUUGACCUACCGUGUUUUGCUAACUGUGUGACGAAUAACAUCAAAUCCAUUCAGUUAUUUGAAAAAGUUGGAUUUAAGAAUAUCGACACAAUAAAAGUGAUG
Messenger RNA from Physella acuta, 1031 nucleotides. RefSeq lists its product as uncharacterized. Gene Ontology annotation, molecular function: glycine N-acyltransferase activity. Gene Ontology annotation, cellular component: mitochondrion. The record is from RefSeq and is a predicted model, not a curated record. NCBI's taxonomy places the organism in Eukaryota, Metazoa, Mollusca, Gastropoda, Physidae.